Messenger RNA from Lolium rigidum, 540 nucleotides. Its product is annotated as NRR repressor homolog 1-like. The transcript has a single exon. Lineage: Eukaryota; Viridiplantae; Streptophyta; Magnoliopsida; Poales; Poaceae. The record is from RefSeq and is a predicted model, not a curated record. Gene Ontology annotation, biological process: regulation of systemic acquired resistance. Bases 1 to 540 code for a protein of 179 amino acids.
AUGGACUCUAGUAACGCCACGUUGACGGCAGCUAAGGCGGCGCCAACGCCCCAGCUCGUAGCGGCGUCAAAGCGGCCGGUACCUGGGAAGGUGGAGCAGCCGCCAGCGGCUGCGGCCGAUCCGGCGUCGGCGUCGGUAACGACGAGCACCGAUAUUGCAGAGAGCGGCGGCGAGGAGGAGGAGCAGGUGGAGAAGUUCUACGCUCUGCUGGCCAACAUCCGAGCCAUGAGAGCCAUGUACGCGAGAGACGCCGGCGCGUGCACGGACGACACUGCCAGCGCCAGCGAGGUCCGUGGCGGGGUGAGGAAGCGGGCGCGGUGGGCGGAGCAGCGGUGGUGGCCGUCGUUCAGGAUGGAAGACUUCGAGGAGGCACCAGACGGCAGCGUGUCCAAGAAGGGCAGGAGGGACGACGUGGGCGUCGCUAGUAGCCGGUGGCCGGGGAAGGAGACGACGGAGGAAGCGGUGGAGGACGGGAGUGACGAAGCGGGAAGGAGAGGACGUCGGGUCGUCAAGCCGUCGUCGUCACGGAGGAAAGUUUGA